ACUAGUACUGCGCACAAGUACAGUACAUUUAACUUACAGCAGGUACGGUUCGGUACGCGUAUGGUACAUGUAAGAAGUGUCCACGAACUCCAUCCAUAUAGCCUUGUAUCGGUAAAGUUGCUUUUGCGUGUUCCCAUUCCACAGUAACAACAACAGUAAACAGCUCUCAAGAUGCCUGGUGGUUUAGUCAAAGCCAAGAAGUAUGACUGGAAGGAUUCUAACCUGGCUCUUUUUGGUUCAGACACGGAGAAGCAAGUCAAAAAAGCCUCGGCUGAGACCGAGCCGGCCUGGAGGGGGGCUGGCCAGAAAGUUGGGCUUCAGAUUUGGCGUAUUGUAAAAUUCAAGGUCCAGUCUUGGCCCAAAGAAGACUAUGGAAAGUUCUUCAGUGGUGACUCUUACAUCAUUCUCAAUACCUAUAAAGAGCAAGAUAGUGAAGAGCUUCUUUACGAUGUUCACUUCUGGAUUGGUCAGUACUCCACACAGGAUGAAUAUGGUACCGCAGCUUACAAGACUGUUGAGCUUGACACUCUGCUUGAUGAUAAGCCAAUCCAGCAUCGCGAGGUCAUGAGUCAUGAAUCUAACCUGUUCAAGAGUUAUUUUGCCACCUUGAGUCUGAUGGAAGGAGGUGCAGAAAGUGGUUUCCGUCAUGUCAAGCCCACCGAGUAUGAACCACGCCUUUUCCACUUCCAUGGGACAAAGAAAAGCGUGCAGAUGCGUGAAGUUCCCCUGUCCAGGAAGUCUCUUGAUUCAACUGAUGUCUUUAUCCUGGAUUUGGGAUUGGAAUUGUACCAGUGGAAUGGUGCCACUUGCAACAAGGACGAAAAGUUCAAGGCAGUCCAGUACCUUCAGCAAGUCAAGUCUGAGCGUGGUGGCAAGCCAACAGUUGAAUCACUGGAUGAAAGAGACAUCCCUUCCAGUCACAAGUUUUAUGAAAAGUUGCCUGAUCAGGAAGUGGAGAAGGAGGAAGAAGACGACACAGAUUUUCAGCCAUCCAUCUUUCGGGUGUCUGAUGAGACAGGAUCCAUGGAGAUGACCCUUGUGUCUGAGGGUAAGCUUGGCCGAAGCUACCUUGAGUCUAAGGAUGUGUUUCUGGUGGAUUCUGGGAAGGAACUCUACGUUUGGGUGGGUAAUGGGGCUAGCCCAGAUGAGCAGAAGAAUGGAUUGACCUAUGCUCAUAGCUACUUGAUGAAAACCAAACAUCCUCUCAUUCCUGUCACUGUGUACAAGGAGGGCAAGGAAAGUGCUGAAUUCAAUAGCCUCAUGAAGUAAGAUGGUAGAGCAUAAUAUUGUGAUCUGAAAGAUAUGAUGAACUGAAGCCAACAACCACCAUUUUUUAUAGGUGUUAAUUAGUUAAGUGCUGUAAAAUUCUUGCAUGUGUAUUACUGUAUGAGAUGCAUUGAUGGUUAUUGGAAAGAACUUUUAAUGUUGCAAGCAGCAUUAAUUAAUCAUUGUUUUCCUUUUUCAUAAAAGGGGACAUCAUUUUUUCUUUUGCUUUUCUUGAACCUGCAGAAGUGUCUCAAUAUUAAGACAUUUCAUAGCUCUAUUCAAAGUCGUUAAUCCUUAAGUAUUGUUCCUAUUAUUUGAAAUCCCAUUUUGCAUGUACCGUUGCACAUGUAAUUAGUCCCAGGUCAACUGGAAAUAAUGGGACAUAAUGCAGUACUUUUGGAAGGGUUGAGAUAGUAGCCAGGGUAGGCACACUUCAGAUGUGCUUUAUUUUUUAAAUGUUUGUUUUUGCUUCAUGACAAAAUGUAUACAUAGAACAGUCCCAAAUCCUCCAAUUUCAAUAUGAUUUUACAUACACCCUGAAGGUUAUGGGUAAUAUAACAAAACUUUUUAAGGAGCAAAGUCCGUGAAUCCCUCUUUCUUAAAUUCUCGUCUUUCCUUUGUUUUUCCACUCCGUUUGUGGCCAAGUUCUGGCUAUAGUACACUAAUUCGUCUGGUCACUGCAAUUUUACUAAAGCAAGAGUUGACUGUAUUUAGGUCCCAAAUACAUUCGCGUGAUUCUGUCAAUUUGUUGGCAAGGAUAUACAUGUUUUUGCUCAAACCUCUACCCAGAAUGAAUUUCUUCCCCAGUUGUGUCUGUAGAACAAGCUUUGCCGUCACGGUCUUUCAGUAGUAAUUUCACAUACUGUUUUACAGUGGUUUUCAUUUCAUCUGAUUAUUUAACAUUCCACUGUUCCUUGCUUUUAUUGAAAUUUUCACUCUCAAAAUGAAAAUAGAUUGUACAUGCUACAUGUAUACACAAAUCGAGGACCGAAGCAAUUCCUUAAAUAUGCAGAAGAAAAAAAAAGGAAAGUUGAAUUAUCUUUGUAAAACACUCCACAUUGGUCAUAUUUUAAAGCUUAAACUUUGUUCGUAGGGAUAUUACAGACUCACAUGUAUGUGGGUCUUGGUUGACUGUUGUUGAUAAUCUACAUUGGUGAUAGUCAGUUGAUAUUGUGUUUACUAGAUUUAAAAAUCAACAUUCCUCAAAGGGACCUGGUUAUAAUAUUGUUCAUGUCAUCUAAUCAAGGUUUGUCAAGUGCCUGUUACCUGAAUUUCUGCUUCAAAUUUAUGCAGUUUGUGUAAUAAGAUAUUGUGAUUGGCAUUUUUAAGAUGAUGAAAUGCAUUUGCUUCUAGUGAAAGUAUGUCUUUGACCCUAUGUUCCCAAUGAUUGAAAACAUCAGACAAUAUUCGCAGUUGACAUAAUUGUUACAAACAUUUAUUUUUUAUAGUGAUGCCUAUUUUAUUCCCUUUGAUCAAAGAAAAUGAACAUCAAGUCGUUAUUGAGCUUAUAUACAUGUAUUGUUAUGUGUAUGGGAAUAAGAAAUUAAGUCUAGAGACCUUCCGCGUAGAAGACAGAAAUCAGAUAUAUAUUUUUUUCUAAUGAGGAAUUUCUAGUUUUUUGAAUGAACAAUAAAUUAAACAAAUUUAAGUAGUUACAGCAGCUGUUGCUUGCUAA
This is a messenger RNA of Acanthaster planci (crown-of-thorns starfish), 2941 nucleotides long. RefSeq names its product gelsolin-like protein 2. NCBI's taxonomy places the organism in Eukaryota, Metazoa, Echinodermata, Asteroidea, Valvatida, Acanthasteridae. Gene Ontology annotation, molecular function: actin filament binding. The record is from RefSeq and is a predicted model, not a curated record. Gene Ontology annotation, biological process: actin polymerization or depolymerization. Gene Ontology annotation, cellular component: cytoplasm; actin cytoskeleton.